AUUGACUGGAGAAGUGGCUACAAAGUUUCAGGUAGAAGUGGAGGGAGAGGAGCCACAUGUGACAGACAUUGCAGAACUUUAAAUCGUGAUGGGGACUUCGGUGGUGUUCUGCCUGGUUGUCAGCUUCGCCCUGUUUGGAUUCGGCCGCUCCCUCGAGUGUUACUCCUGCCCCGACGGCUCCUCAGACAGCUGUGAGGUCACGCAGCAGUGUAACCAUGGCGACGACACCUGCCUCCGGCUCGAAAGCGCUGGAAAGACCUAUACGAAGUGUAUGAGGCUCGCAGACUGUGACUUUGAGGUCCUGGCGGUCAGCUUUAACCUCCGCGGAUUCACCUCCUCCUGCUGUCAAUCAAACCUGUGCAACGGCGACCCAGAGGAGUCAAAAUGGAAAAAAUUCAAAAAUUUUUUAAGGGAGCUUUGGGAUGCUCUGAAAUAAGAAAUACAUUCAUCAGUGGCCAGAGUGAAGAAAAGUGAAGAAAAUCUGGCUACGGUUUCAUCACUUUCCAUUUUCAGGCAAAAGUUAGGACUAGUUUGGAGAUAUCUACACUUACUCUUACACUUGGCAGGCAGACCAUGCUGGACUCUUCAGUGUUGAAUGCUCCUUCAAAUAAAGUACUCUGGCUCAUAACUCGCUGUAAGAUUUGCACUGACCUCAUCAACUUUUCAGCUUCAUGCCCUGUCUCCACAUCUCCACAUGAAACAAUCAUUCAUUACUGAGUAAAAUAAUAAUGAAAAGUUAGUUUGGCUGAAGCGUUGCCCAAUAAACUCAGUUAAUAUGUUAGCGUUAAUCAUGUUGGUGUGGUUUCCCGUAGGCACUACACACACAGGGCUGAGCAUGAAGAACACAACACGUUAAAAUAAACACCACACAGAGGAUUGUAGAGGAUUGUCCCACAAAGGGCAGCAUCCAGGGCAGUGUCACCAAGCCCUCUGACCACACCCAUCUCUGGGACGUCCCACAGCGAUGAACGAGUGGUUGAGGUUAGGGUCAGGGUUAGGGUUAGGUUGGAGGUGGGCUUUCCUGGAAAGGGAGAAA
Molecule: messenger RNA, 1036 nt
Organism: Myripristis murdjan (pinecone soldierfish)
Lineage: Eukaryota; Metazoa; Chordata; Actinopteri; Holocentriformes; Holocentridae
Product: CD59 glycoprotein-like
Exons: 4
Coding region: 89-436 (115 amino acids)
Source: RefSeq, a predicted model, not a curated record